This is a messenger RNA of Colossoma macropomum (tambaqui), 7490 nucleotides long. It is a transcript of the gene kat2a, whose product is annotated as K(lysine) acetyltransferase 2A. Gene Ontology annotation, biological process: positive regulation of transcription by RNA polymerase II; chromatin remodeling. Gene Ontology annotation, molecular function: histone H3 acetyltransferase activity; protein binding. The record is from RefSeq and is a predicted model, not a curated record. Bases 277 to 2655 code for a protein of 792 amino acids. Gene Ontology annotation, cellular component: histone acetyltransferase complex; nucleus. The transcript is spliced from 18 exons. Lineage: Eukaryota; Metazoa; Chordata; Actinopteri; Characiformes; Serrasalmidae.
ACAUUUAAGUUCACGUGGCUGAAUAUCUUUUAUAUUUAAAGUUGUGAUAGACUGCAUACCGGGAAUGAUCGAUAGUAAGAGCUCCAUUGGAAACUACACUACCCAGAGACAGCUGGUAUUGGGCAUGCGCAAUGUAACUAUUGUGUCUCGUGGAGACAGGCGGCAGCGAGGCCUGAAAAAAACGUAAAUAAAUAAAAAACAGGUACUGGUCCAUUAAGCUUGUAGCGCCCAGAUCUGACCACAUCGACUCUCCGGACGGAGAAGCACCGUGCUGGUAUGGCGGAACCGGCGGGUCAAGCCUCCACGCAAGUCCGGCUUCAGCAGGGCCCGAGCGGAGGCUCGGCGGGCUCCGGCCCCAACUCAGGCUCCGGAUCCGGCAGCAGCGACCCGGCCCGGCCCGGCCUGAGCCAGCAGCAGUGGGCGAGUCAGAAAAAGGCCCAAGUUCGCGCUUUUCCUCGGGCCAAGAAACUCGAGAAACUCGGAGUGUUUUCGGCUUGUAAGGCUAAUGAUUCUUGUAAGUGUAAUGGCUGGAAGAACCCCCAUCCUCCCACCGCCACCCGGAUGGAGCUCCAGCAGCAGGCGGCCAACCUGAGCGAAGCAUGCCGCAGCUGUGGCCAUACCCUGGCGGAGCAUGUGUCUCACCUAGAAAAUGUGUCAGAAGAGGAGAUUAACAGGCUCCUAGGAAUGGUGGUGGAUGUAGAGAAUCUCUUCAUGUCUGUGCACAAAGAGGAGGACACAGACACCAAGCAGGUUUACUUCUAUCUGUUUAAGCUGUUGAGGAAGUGCAUUCUGCAGAUGGGGAAGCCGGUAGUAGAGGGCUCACUUGGAAGCCCACCGUUUGAGAAACCCAACAUAGAACAGGGGGUUUUGAACUUUGUGCAGUAUAAGUUCAGUCACUUGGCUCCUAAAGAGAGGCAGACGAUGUAUGAGUUGAGUAAGAUGUUUCUGCUGUGUCUGAACUACUGGAAGCUGGAGACACCGUCUCAGUUUCGCCAGCGGGCCCAGAAAGAGGACGCCUCCGCAUACAAAGUGGAUUAUACCAGGUGGCUGUGCUACUGCCAUGUCCCGCAGAGUAACGACAGUUUGCCCCGCUAUGAGACGUGUCAGGUGUUUGGCCGUAGUCUCCUCAAAUCCAUCUUUACAGUCACCCGCCGGCAGCUGCUGGAGAAGUUCAGGGUGGAGAAAGACAAACUUCCCCCAGAGAAACGGACCCUUAUUCUGACUCACUUUCCCAAGUUUCUUUCCAUGCUAGAAGAGGAGAUCUAUGGUGAGAACUCUCCUAUCUGGGAUGCUGACUUCACCAUGCCAGCUUCUGAGGGGGCACAGCUGGGUCCUCAGACAGUGCUGAGUCCUGUGUCGGUGUCCGGUUCUCCUCUGCGUAAAGGUCCAGCAGGCUCUGCUUUGGAUACAGCCACCUCCGAACCCAUCACAGGAGAGAAGCGGAAACUGCCAGAGGCAUUGACGCUGGAGGAUGCUAAGCGGAUCAGGGUGAUGGGGGAUAUUCCCAUGGAGCUGGUCAACGAGGUCAUGAUGACUAUAACAGACCCUGCUGCCAUGCUGGGCCCAGAGACAAGUCUCCUUUCGGCUAACGCUGCACGGGAUGAAACGGCGCGUCUGGAGGAGAGGAGGGGCAUUAUUGAGUUCCACGUGAUCGGGAACUCGUUGUCUCAGAAGUCCAAUAAGAAGAUCUUGAUGUGGCUGGUCGGACUUCAGAACGUUUUCUCCCAUCAGCUGCCACGCAUGCCUAAAGAGUACAUCACACGCCUGGUUUUUGACCCGAAGCACAAGACGUUGGCUCUGAUAAAAGAUGGCCGUGUGAUCGGUGGGAUCUGCUUCCGAAUGUUCCCCACUCAGGGCUUCACUGAGAUUGUCUUCUGCGCUGUUACUUCAAAUGAGCAAGUCAAGGGCUAUGGUACACACCUGAUGAAUCACCUAAAGGAGUAUCACAUCAAACAUGGCAUUCUUUACUUCCUAACCUACGCUGAUGAAUAUGCCAUUGGCUACUUCAAGAAGCAGGGCUUCUCCAAAGACAUCAAAGUGCCAAAGAGUCGCUACCUUGGCUACAUUAAGGAUUAUGAAGGUGCCACGUUGAUGGAGUGUGAGCUCAAUCCCAGAAUUCCCUACACAGAGCUGUCGCACAUCAUCAAGAGACAGAAAGAGAUCAUUAAGAAGCUGAUUGAGAGGAAGCAGAGUCAGAUCAGGAAGGUUUACCCUGGACUUACCUGUUUUAAGGAGGGAGUCCGACAGAUACCUGUGGAGAGCAUUCCUGGAAUCAGGGAGACUGGUUGGAAGCCCAGUGCCAAAGAGAAAAAUAAAGAGCUGAAAGAUCCUGACCUGCUCUACAACAUACUGAAGAAUCUUCUGGCCCAAAUUAAAACCCACCCUGACGCUUGGCCUUUCAUGGAACCAGUGAAGAAGUCCGAAGCUCCAGAUUACUAUGAGAUCAUCCGAUUUCCCAUUGAUCUGAAGACCAUGACGGAGCGGCUGAAGAACCGCUACUAUGUGACUAAGAAGCUGUUCAUCGCCGACCUGCAGAGAGUGAUCACAAACUGCAGGGAGUACAACCCCCCUGACAGCGAGUACUGCAAAUGCGCCAACACGCUGGAGAAGUUCUUCUACUUCAAACUUAAGGAGAGCGGCCUCAUUGACAAGUGAAGGCGAAUGCCCAGAGAGUAAGGGACCAGAGAAGGUGCAACAUUUCUUAAAGGGGCUGGGCAUGUGUGGCAGAAACCACCAGAAUUCUCACUCAUAUAGUACUGUAUAAAAGUCAUAGUCACCUGAGAAAAUGAUAUUUAAAAUGAUUUACCUGGGAGCUUAUUUGCACAGGAAAACCGCUAACAUUAGAGUAAAUACAUGUAGAGGUUCGUCAUCAAGAAUCAUUUAUUUCUGUCGGUGUGUUUUUUGAAACAUUUUGAAAUCCUCUUCUUGAGGCAACCGAGUAUUUUGUUACUACAAAAUACAAUACAGCCAAUCAGUACUUCCUUAAGUUAUACAUGAUUAAAGGAGAAUUCCAUCAAUUUUUAAAAAUUUCUGCGUAAUUCAGUCGUUCAGAUGUGCACAUUCAGUCAUUCAGAGUGGUUUGAUGUAAAAUGGUAAAUUGUAGAGAAACUUACCAGCUCUGCAUUUUUUAUAGAGGUGGUGUUACAUUGUAAAUAUUUGCUACAUUGCAAAUGCACAUAUAGUUGGUUUUUGGUGCCCAAAAUAUUCAGGAUAGAGUUUUUAUAUGUAAUGUUAAGAAUAAUAAAAUAGUGAUAAACCCAAAAACAUAUUCUUUGGGUACUAAUUUGCCCCACAGCACCUUGCGUAUACCUCUCUAGCCUGCCUGUUUUUUAGAAAUAAUUUUUAGGUUAAAACUUAAACUCAGAACUAUUGUAAAGCAGCAUAUUCAUGACCAUAUAAUAGCUUUCUGUGAAUGUAGCUUUAAGAGGCAUUGAACUUUCCAACAUCUGGUUCCUGUCACCACCAUUGACUCUCUACAAUCACACAUUUCAUAUGAAACCUCUCUGAGUUUGUUUAUAACCUAAUGAUGCAAAUACCCAGAGGUUUUGGGUAAAAAUUGUAAAAUUCUCCUUAAAAUCAUGUUAAUAAUUUAGAGUUAAGUUAGAUGUGUUGGUGGUGGAAUUUAAGUCCAUGCAGUGGCUGUAUCUGCACCGAAGAGAAGAGGAACCAAACCUCAUCUAACUUUUGAAAUCAAAUAAUUCAGUUUUUUGCUGUGUUUGUUGAUUUGCAUUUAGUCUGAUGUUAGGUUGUGUUUUUACAAUCAAAAACACACUUUACUGCCCAGAUAAAUAGUUUUAAACAAUUUUCUUGGCCGACUUCAAACAUUUUCACAUGUACUGUGUAAAUACAUAUAAGAUAUGCAAGAUUAUGAAGAGAGGGAAGAGGAAUGACUCAGCAGGGUGUUUUGGGAAGGGAUGGGGCUAAGACGAAUGUUUCUGGGUAGAGUGAUGGAUAGUUAAGUGCUUUAAAUUGUGGAGAGAAGCCUUUCAUUAUUCAUUCUUCUUUCUUUCUGUUUCCCUUCUGCUCCCUCUACAUGACGUUGCAAAAGCAUGACUCAUGCAUACUGAGGCUCAUUCGUAGCAGUGCUCCUUAUUCAUUACAGUGCUCAGACACUUGGACUUCUGCAUGUGUCAUACACGCUGUGUGGUCCACAACUGACUCAGAAUAAGUGGAACAUUAGGCUGGCUACAUAUGUGCUGUAUUUCUUCCAAAAAGAGCUAAACAUGGAGCACUGAGGCCCUCCAGUGGCGUGAUCCACUGGUCAAAGGAGACGUUUUGUGAAAAAUCGAAUGCACACAAUUGUCUUCUUGUUUUUAAGUGUAGUCAGUCAGCCAAGACUUGAUUGCUUCUUCUGGAGCUAAGAGGCUAACAAGUAAUUAGCAUUGUGCACACUUGCCACAAACUGCAUCAACUUAAGUAAUCUCAAAUAGACUUUCUUGUGUAGUUUUUGAUGUGGUAUGAUGUGCUGUUAUUUAUUUGAAUGCCAAAAGUUAGCUUCUUAAAAAAUUGUUCUCUGUUGAGGAUGUCAGUGGGUAUCAGUAUCAGGCCAAUAUCAGCAUUAAAAUGCUGGGUUGUAUGUUAACAAGAUAAAAAGAAUGAAUUAAAAAGCCACACUCACACAGUUCUUCCUGUGGGGUAGUAGAGUAUUUGAUUAGUUUAAGCAUGAUUUUUACUUUUAGAGGUGUAUAUGUAUUUUUUUUUUAAGUGUUUAACAGCUUGUUUUAGGGCGUAGGAGUUUUUUUAAAAAGACACGUGGUAUCUGUAUCAGCCGAUACUCACGAUUUCAGUUGGUACUGAUAUCAGAAAAGAAAAAGUGAUGUUGCACUAUCUGUAGUUAACUGUUGAAAAUGGACAGCUACAUUAGCCUCAUAGAAUACAGUGCAAAACUGAAGCAAACAUCAGACACCAAACAUGUCUUGGCUGAUUGACUGCAUUUAAAAUAUUGAUCUAAUUUAUAUAAUUAUAUAAUUCAGUAAACAAAUGCACAAUAUCGCCCUCUAAACUAGAAUCUCUGACAUCAGUCUACUUGUUGCACUGCAGUGAAAGGAUGAAAUGUGAUCUGGGCACAGUUUUCCAAAAGCUUUGUAAGUGUUAAGAUCAUUUUAACUGAGAGAGAGAAUGUUUAAUGUGAUGCUGACUCUGUCUGUUGUGCUUUUGGCAAACCCUGCCCUGAUUAGUGAUGCUCCACAAUGAAAACGCUUGGCUGAAGCCAAGACUAAAAUUCAGUCCCGAAAGCAGAAAACAAAAACCAAAAAAGCUGACAAUAAAUGAAAAAAAAAAUAGAUAAGUUGCACUUGCUAAAAUUAUUCCACAGUAUGUAGUCUAUUGUAUAUGCCAUAAAUCCCACACCCUCAACAAAAGAGAAUUGUCAUCAAAGGCAUCCAAAUCCAAUCAUUUUUGAAGUUAUAUGUUGUUUCUUUGUUUUUUGGGGUUUUUUUGUUUUUUUUUGGUUUUAUUUUGGUCAAUUCAAGACUGUGUCUACAAAUGCUGUCUUUGUGCUCGCAGGGGCUUUCUGUUUUUGCUGGUGCGUCUGCACAUUGAUUGAGGUGUCAUGGUUUUAAGUGGUUUCAAACUUGUAAUGGAGGAGUUCUUGGACAUCAGAUCAGCCUUAAUAUCUUAGAAUGAAAUGAUCACAAAUCACUUGUCUAAGUGUUUCCACACAGCUAACAUUUUUAACCGUUGAUCUGCCACUGCUCAAACUGUUUGAACUUGCCUGCACUGACCAGGGAGCAAACAGCCUUUCUACACAAUAUUUCUCAUUUUUAGAACCAUUAAAACUGUUUGUGAAGUCUUACAUUUUGACAUGUCGGCUUGUUUAAAGCUGCACUAUGUAAGAUAGGUUUGUUAAAACUGAAAGAAGUAGCAUUAAGUCAGGAGGCAGAAAGAAAGCACUUUAAAAGAAAUGGUGUUCUUGUGCUGCUCUUAGGCACCCUGUAAAACCUGAAAUAUUAAGUUAGAAGUCAGAGGUAUCGGGUUGGGGGUUUUUCAGACCACGUCAUGCGUUUUUACAUAUUAAUGUCACAUACAGAAACUCAGAAAGAAGGUCCCGCUUGAGGUCUAAAAUGCAAAAUCAGCAUUACACUGAUGAAGAUAUGAUGACAAAAAUAGAUAAUUUACUUACAUCCUCGGACGACACAUCCUUCACCAAGUUCUGACAGAGUUUCCUUUGAAUGCUCUUUCAACUCGCUCUCAAUCAUCAGAUUCAUCUGCCUGGAGAAGGGGUCCGAAAUACAACAGACAAUACAAAUGUUCCUCUGCAUGUUGCUUGCAGUUACACAUUUCCACCAGAGAGGUCUCCAAAUCCCUGAAACAUACUUAGAAUUUUUUUUUUCUUUUUCCUGGACCAAAAUUUUAGCCUUUCUUCUCUUUUGGUGGCUGGAAUUUCAGUGCAUCUCUAGAUCCGAUACUCAGAGGCUCAAGUGACUGGCACAGCAGCUUUGGCCCGUUUCUGUGGUGACUUUGCUGUCCACUUCCCAGGAUUGGUUGCUUUAGUCAGGUUCAGGUUUCGGGAUGUAACGCAUCAGAUUUUGUGCAUUUAUGUUUGCCAUUUCAUUAAUGCUCACCCACACAGGGUUACUACUCAUGUGACUGUGAACUACUGGUGGUGGUCUCCUUUGGAGUUCAGGGUCUGGGCUGCUGGUUAUGGUGGUGCCAUUGUUUAUGUAUACUGCAAGUAAAAGCCAUAUUUGUCAUUACGGUCUUUCUUUAGUGCUUUGAGAACCCAUGGUGUCAUGCCAAACUUCACUGAAAUAACCACACACUGACUUUUACCAUCUUCUGAUGACACUUUACAAGACAUGCCAGUUUUUGUUUGACGUUUCCAAGCUCUUCUACCAAGUAGUGAGUAUUUGUACAAUAAUUCUGCUCUUGUGUAAUGGUUGUUAACAUAACAAAGCAAAAAAAAAUCAGUAUAGUUUUGCAAGCUGUGAUCAAAUCUGGGAACAGUAUUUGCUGUAGCCUGGAGUUUGAUUUGAAGUGUCUGUUGAAUGGUUCUUUUACAGAUUACACAGUACAUACACACACACACACACACACACACACACACAUACACAACCGUGUGUACCCGUGUCUUGCCUGUUCUGAUGCUGCAUGCUCUCAACAACUUCACGCUUCACAUGUAGAAGCGAUGUUCACAACAUUAACUGACGAGUUCUGUUCCGAGGUGUUUUCCGCAGCGAUGCUGCAAACUUAUUGAUAUGCCCCCCACCCCCAUCUCUUCUCUUGGUUCUUGUGUUGGUCACAUACUUGAAUCAUGACUAGCUUUGAGGAAGUGCUGCAGUGUUUAUAUCCUGUUUUGUUUGUUUUUUUUUGUUUAGUUAUACAGGCUUGUGUCUGAAGAUCAAAAACACAUUGUGUUUCCCAAAGAAGAAAAGGGGAUGAUGUUCAUGGCUUUGGUUACAUUUUUAUGGUGCAUGUAAAUUGCUGCAGGUCUUUGUACUGUAAUUCUGUUUUUUUCUGUUUCUAAAAAAAAUAAACUUUUUUAUAAGGCA